AUCAGUUGCUGGCGUGCCGUCAAACCCUGCGGAUGUGUGCCGAAUCGAGGCGGAUACUUCGACUUCGACUUCGACUCCGACUUUGACUCUUAGGAUAGUGCGCGAUCGUUCGACCUAAUAUAUCCUGCGGCAAUGAGCAGGCGCAAAGUGCCGAGUGGAUUCUGAUUUCAAGUGACAACUCUGUGCCAGAUAAUUAAAACUCAAGUGGUGCUCCACUCAAGUGCUAGCCACUCUGCGGGGACAAGGAACGACACAGAACGAUACAAAAUAAAUAGAUAUAUAUAUAUAUAUAUAUAUAUAUAUAUAUAUAUAUUCGAGUGGGUGAGAAACGCGAAAAGUGAGGCGACGCUUAUUGUGCUGUCCUGCCAGCAAGGAGCCACAAAAUGGAUUUAUCGAGGCGGUUGUGCUCAACUGCCUUGGUAGCAUUCAUUGUUCUGGCCAGCAUUCAUGAUUCCCAGAGCAGAUUCCCUGGACUCAGACAAAAAAGACAAUAUGGGGCGAACAUGUACUUGCCGGAGAGCUCGGUGACGCCCGGCGGCGAGGGUAACGAUCCCGAUGAGUGGACACCUUGGAGCUCACCCUCGGACUGUUCCAGGACCUGCGGCGGUGGAGUGUCCUACCAGACUCGGGAGUGCCUGCGAAGAGAUGAUCGUGGCGAGGCAGUCUGCAGUGGAGGCAGUCGCCGUUACUUCUCCUGCAACACCCAAGACUGUCCGGAGGAAGAAUCCGACUUCCGGGCGCAGCAGUGCUCCCGCUUCGACAGGCAGCAGUUUGAUGGAGUCUUCUACGAGUGGGUGCCGUACACGAAUGCACCCAAUCCCUGCGAGCUGAACUGUAUGCCCAAGGGCGAGCGGUUCUACUACCGUCAGCGGGAGAAGGUGGUGGACGGAACCCGCUGCAACGACAAGGACCUCGACGUGUGCGUAAACGGGGAGUGCAUGCCGGUGGGCUGCGACAUGAUGCUGGGUAGCGAUGCCAAGGAGGACAAGUGCCGAAAGUGUGGUGGUGAUGGCAGCACCUGCAAGACCAUUCGCAACACCAUCACCACGAAGGAUCUGGCUCCUGGAUACAAUGACUUGCUGCUCCUUCCAGAGGGAGCCACUAACAUUCGUAUCGAGGAGACUGUGCCCUCCAGCAAUUACCUGGCCUGCCGGAACCACAGUGGACACUACUACCUGAACGGCGAUUGGCGCAUCGACUUCCCACGCCCCAUGUUCUUCGCGAACUCGUGGUGGAACUACCAACGAAAGCCAAUGGGCUUCGCCGCUCCCGACCAACUGACCUGCAGCGGUCCCAUCUCGGAGAGCCUCUUCAUAGUUAUGUUGGUGCAGGAGAAGAACAUCAGCCUCGACUACGAGUACAGCAUUCCGGAGAGCCUUAGUCACUCGCAGCAGGAUACGCACACAUGGACGCAUCACCAGUUCAAUGCCUGCAGUGCUUCCUGCGGCGGUGGCUCUCAGAGUCGAAAGGUCACAUGCAACAAUCGCAUCACCUUGGCGGAAGUCAAUCCAUCGCUGUGCGACCAAAAGUCCAAGCCAGUGGAGGAACAGGCUUGCGGCACGGAACCGUGUGCACCACACUGGGUUGAGGGAGAGUGGUCCAAGUGCUCUAAGGGCUGCGGGUCCGAUGGCUUCCAAAACAGGAGCAUCACCUGCGAGCGAAUCUCCUCUUCGGGCGAGCAUACAGUUGAAGAAGAUGCCGUUUGCCUAAAGGAGGUGGGCAACAAGCCGGCCACCAAACAGGAGUGCAACCGCGAUGUAAAGAACUGCCCCAAGUAUCAUUUAGGACCUUGGACGCCGUGUGAUAAGCUUUGCGGCGACGGAAAGCAGACACGAAAGGUGACCUGCUUCAUCGAGGAGAACGGACACAAACGAGUCCUGCCCGAAGAAGAUUGCGUGGAGGAGAAGCCAGAGACGGAGAAGUCCUGCCUCUUAACGCCUUGUGAGGGCGUUGACUGGAUAAUCUCCCAAUGGAGCGGCUGCAAUGCGUGUGGUCAGAAUACCGAAACACGUACCGCCAUCUGUGGCAACAAGGAAGGUAAGGUGUAUCCGGAGGAAUUCUGUGAACCAGAGGUACCCACUCUAUCCCGGCCGUGCAAAUCCCCCAAGUGCGAGGCGCAAUGGUUCUCCUCGGAGUGGAGCAAGUGCUCUGCUCCUUGCGGAAAAGGUGUCAAAUCUCGCAUUGUCAUUUGCGGGGAGUUCGAUGGCAAGACGGUAACUCCAGCAGAUGAUGACUCUAAGUGCAACAAAGAAACGAAACCGGAAUCAGAACAGGAUUGUGAGGGCGAGGAGAAGGUUUGCCCCGGCGAAUGGUUCACUGGACCUUGGGGCAAGUGCAGCAAGCCUUGUGGUGGGGGUGAGCGAGUCCGUGAGGUCCUGUGUCUUUCCAAUGGAACCAAGUCAGUCAACUGCGAUGAAGAAAAGGUCGAACCUCUAUCUGAAAAGUGUAACUCUGAAGCCUGCACUGAGGAUGAGAUUUUACCUUUGACCAGUACUGAUAAGCCCAUCGAGGAUGACGAGGAGGAUUGCGAUGAAGAUGGUAUUGAGUUGAUCAGCGAUGGGUUGUCAGACGAUGAAAAGAGCGAAGAUGUGAUCGACUUGGAGGGAACUGCAAAGACGGAAACUACGCCCGAGGCCGAAGAUCUUAUGCAAAGUGACAGCCCGACACCCUAUGAUGAGUUUGAAUCGACUGGUACCACAUUUGAGGGAUCGGGAUAUGAUUCAGAAUCAACCACCGACAGCGGCAUUUCCACAGAAGGAAGCGGUGAUGACGAAGAAACGUCUGAGGCUUCCACUGAUUUGUCUAGCUCCACGGAUUCCGGUUCCACCUCCAGUGACUCUACUUCCAGCGACUCAAGCUCCAGUAUUUCCAGCGAUGCAACUUCUGAAGCACCGGCAUCCUCAGUUUCUGAUUCAAGCGAUUCCACAGAUGCAUCCACAGAAACCACAGGAGUUUCUGAUGACUCCACUGAUGUCUCGAGCUCAACAGAAGCCUCCGCCUCGGAGUCGACCGAUGUCUCAGGCGCAUCAGAUUCCACGGGCUCCACCAAUGCUUCCGACUCAACUCCUGAAAGCUCCACGGAAGCCUCAAGUUCCACAGAUGACUCCACGGACUCUUCGGACAAUUCUUCGAACGUUAGUGAGUCAUCAACAGAGGCUUCUUCCUCAUCCGUAUCUGAUUCUAAUGACAGUUCUGAUGGAUCCACCGAUGGCGUAUCCAGCACAACUGAGAAUUCAUCAGACAGUACUUCUGAUGCCACUUCCGACUCAACAGCAUCUUCAGAUUCUACGGACUCUACUUCCGAUCAGACAACUGAAACUACCCCUGAAUCAUCGACUGAUUCAACAGAAUCGUCUACCCUGGACGCAUCCUCAACAACAGAUGCCUCAUCGACUAGCGAGUCUUCAUCGGAAAGCUCAACAGAUGGAUCUUCAACUACAUCCAACUCGGCAUCAAGCGAAACCACCGGGCUGUCCAGUGAUGGAUCAACCACAGAUGCAACUACAGCUGCUUCUGACAACACUGACAUCACCACUGAUGGCUCAACUGAUGAAUCCACUGAUGGUUCCUCUAAUGCCUCUACUGAGGGCUCUACUGAAGGCGCAAGCGAGGACACCACAAUCUCCACGGAGUCCUCCGGAUCAACCGAAAGCACCGACGCCAUCGCCAGUGAUGGUUCGACCACCGAGGGAAGUACCGUCGAGGACCUGUCCAGUUCCACAAGCUCUGAUGUUACAUCUGAUUCUACCAUCACCGACUCCUCACCUUCCACUGAAGUAUCUGGUUCCACAGACUCAUCCUCUUCCACAGAUGGUUCCUCAACAGAUGCUUCCUCCACUGAGGCUUCCUCUACCGAUGUCACUGAAUCUACAGAUAGUACUGUUAGUGGAGGUACCAGCGACACUACGGAAAGCGGUCCAACGGAGGAAAGUACUACCGAAGGCUCCACUGAAAGCACAACCGAAGGAUCCACAGACAGCACCCAAUCCACCGAUCUGGACAGCACCACCAGUGAUAUCUGGAGCACCAGUGAUAAGGAUGACGAAUCGGAGAGCAGUACUCCUUACUCCUUUGAUUCUGAAGUUACCAAGAGCAAGCCCCGUAAAUGUAAGCCUAAGAAGAGUACCUGCGCCAAAUCCGAGUACGGUUGCUGUCCGGAUGGUAAGUCCACUCCGAAGGGACCGUUUGACGAGGGCUGUCCCAUUGCAAAGACCUGUGCGGAUACAAAGUACGGUUGUUGCUUGGACGGAGUGUCUCCGGCUAAGGGCAAGAAUAACAAGGGUUGUCCCAAGUCCCAGUGCGCUGAGACUCUCUUUGGCUGCUGUCCCGAUAAAUUCACCGCCGCCGAUGGUGAGAAUGAUGAGGGAUGUCCAGAGACCACUACUGUACCACCUACGACUACCACAGAGGAGACACAGCCAGAGACUACUACUGAGAUCGAAGGAUCAGGUCAAGACUCGACGACUUCUGAGCCAGACACCAAGAAGUCCUGCUCCUUCUCCGAAUUUGGUUGCUGUCCCGAUGCGGAAACAUCCGCCAAGGGCCCUGACUUCGAGGGAUGUGGUCUUGCGUCACCGGUUGCCAAGGGCUGCGCAGAGUCUGAGAACGGUUGCUGUCCGGAUGGACAAACACCUGCAAGCGGUCCGAAUGGCGAAGGUUGCUCUGGAUGCACACGUGAGCGCUUUGGAUGUUGUCCGGACUCCCAAACCCCGGCCCAUGGUCCCAACAAGGAGGGCUGCUGCUUGGACACUCAGUUUGGCUGCUGCCCCGACAACAUCUUGGCCGCGCGUGGACCCAACAACGAGGGCUGCGAAUGCCACUACACUCCGUAUGGCUGCUGCCCGGACAAUAAGUCGGCCGCAACUGGCUACAACCAGGAGGGAUGCGCCUGCGAGACGACCCAGUAUGGCUGCUGUCCCGACAAGAUCACUGCCGCCAAGGGACCCAAGCACGAGGGCUGCCCUUGCGAGACCACCCAGUUCGGAUGCUGUCCAGAUGGGCUCACCUUCGCCAAGGGACCGCACCACCACGGAUGCCACUGCACUCAGACGGAGUUCAAGUGCUGCGACGACGAGAAGACCCCGGCCAAGGGCCCCAACGGCGAUGGCUGCACGUGUGUGGAGAGCAAGUUCGGUUGCUGUCCCGAUGGAGUCACCAAGGCGACGGACGAGAAGUUCGGUGGAUGCGAGAAUGUCCAGGAGCCACCGCAAAAGGCCUGCGGCCUGCCCAAGGAGACGGGCACCUGCAAUAACUACAGCGUCAAGUACUACUUCGACACCUCCUACGGAGGAUGCGCUCGCUUUUGGUACGGUGGCUGCGAUGGCAACGACAACCGCUUUGAGAGCGAGGCCGAGUGCAAGGACACCUGCCAGGAUUACACCGGCAAGCACGUAUGCCUGCUGCCCAAGAGCGCAGGUCCCUGCACUGGCUUCACCAAGAAAUGGUACUUCGAUGUCGACCGCAACCGGUGCGAGGAGUUCCAGUACGGCGGAUGCUACGGUACCAAUAAUCGCUUCGAUAGCUUGGAACAGUGCCAGGGCACUUGUGCUGCCAGUGAAAAUCUGCCUACCUGUGAACAACCUGUGGAGAGCGGACCAUGUGCCGGAAACUUCGAGCGUUGGUACUACGACAACGAGACGGACAUCUGCCGACCCUUCACCUAUGGUGGAUGCAAGGGCAACAAGAACAACUAUCCCACGGAACAUGCCUGCAACUACAACUGCCGCCAGCCCGGCGUGCUUAAAGACCGCUGUGCGCUCCCUAAGCAAACUGGUGAUUGCAGUGAAAAACUGGCCAAGUGGCACUUCUCCGAGAGUGAGAAGCGCUGCGUGCCCUUCUACUACAGCGGUUGUGGUGGCAACAAGAACAACUUCCCGACCCUGGAGUCCUGCGAGGACCACUGCCCACGCCAAGUUGCUAAGGACAUCUGUGAGAUUCCGGCCGAGGUGGGCGAGUGUGCCAACUACGUUACCAGCUGGUACUACGACACUCAGGAUCAGGCCUGUCGCCAGUUCUACUACGGCGGCUGUGGGGGCAAUGAGAACCGCUUCCCCACCGAGGAGUCCUGUUUGGCGCGUUGCGACCGCAAGCCCGAACCCACAACCACCACCCCCGCCACCAGGCCACAACCCAGUAGGCAGGACGUCUGUGACGAGGAACCCGCUCCAGGAGAAUGUAGUACCUGGGUCCUCAAGUGGCACUUCGAUCGGAAGAUUGGGGCUUGCCGUCAGUUCUACUAUGGCAACUGUGGCGGCAAUGGCAAUCGCUUCGAGACAGAGAACGAUUGUCAGCAGCGUUGUCUUAGCCAAGAGCCUCCUGCCCCGACUCCUCCACGAGCACCUGCUCCAACCAGGCAGCCAGAUCCGGCUCCUACUGUCGCUCAAUGCAGUCAGCCUGCUGAUCCAGGACAGUGCGACAAAUGGGCGCUCCACUGGAACUACAACGAGACCGAGGGUCGCUGUCAGUCGUUCUACUACGGCGGCUGUGGCGGCAAUGAUAACCGCUUUGCCACCGAGGAGGAGUGCUCUGCUCGCUGCUCUGUCAACAUAGACAUCCGCAUUGGUGCCGAUCCCGUGGAGCACGACACGUCCAAGUGCUUCUUGGCCUUCGAACCGGGUAACUGCUACAACAACGUGACCCGCUGGUUCUACAACAGCGCGGAGGGACUCUGCGACGAGUUCGUCUACACGGGCUGCGGCGGUAAUGCCAACAACUAUGCCACCGAGGAGGAGUGCCAGAACGAGUGCAACGACGCCCAGACCACAUGUGCACUGCCUCCGGUCCGUGGACGAUGCAGUGACCUCUCCCGGCGCUGGUACUUCGAUGAGCGCAGCGGAGAAUGCCACGAGUUCGAGUUCACUGGAUGCCGCGGUAAUCGAAACAACUUCGUGUCGCAGAGCGAUUGCCUAAACUUCUGCAUUGGGGAGCCUGUAGUGGAGCCUUCAGCGCCGACCUAUUCGGUGUGCGCCGAGCCUCCGGAGGCCGGCGAAUGCGACAACCGUACCACCGCGUGGUUCUACGACAGCGAGAACAUGGCCUGCACGGCCUUCACCUACACGGGAUGCGGAGGCAAUGGAAACCGCUUCGAGACCCGCGACCAGUGCGAACGGCAGUGCGGCGAGUUCAAGGGAGUGGACGUUUGCAAUGAACCGGUGACCACGGGUCCGUGCACCGACUGGCAGACGAAGUACUACUUCAACACAGCGAGCCAGGCUUGCGAACCGUUCACCUAUGGUGGAUGUGAUGGCACCGGCAACCGUUUCAGCGAUUUGUUCGAGUGCCAGACUGUUUGUCUGGCUGGUCGUGAACCGAGAGUGGGCUCGGCUAAAGAAAUCUGCCUGCUGCCGGUGGCGACGGGCCGCUGCAAUGGACCUUCGGUGCACGAGCGCCGUUGGUACUACGACGACGAAGCAGGAAACUGUGUGUCCUUCAUAUACGCCGGCUGCUCCGGCAACCAGAACAACUUCCGAUCCUUCGAGGCAUGCACGAACCAAUGCCGACCGGAACCCAACAAGCAGGACAACGAAAUUGGACAAAAUCCGUGCGAUACCUUCGAUGCGGAGUGCCAGGAGCUCCGCUGUCCAUACGGCGUUCGCCGUGUGGCCGCCAGGUCCCAGCCAGAGUGCACGCAGUGCAUCUGCGAGAAUCCGUGCGAGGGCUACAGUUGCCCGGAGGGCCAACAGUGCGCCAUCGAUGUGGCCAGUUCCGACGAUCGCCAGUUUGCUCCAGUGUGUCGCGAUAUUUAUAAGCCAGGAGAGUGCCCGGCUCUUUCAGCGAAUGCCAGUGGAUGUGCCCGGGAAUGCUACACCGAUGCCGACUGUCGUGGAGACAACAAGUGCUGCAGCGACGGCUGCGGACAGCUGUGUGUGCAUCCUGCUCGUCCAACUCAGCCGCCCAGGACUCAGGCUCCAGUGGUCUCCUAUCCGGGCGAUGCCAGAGCCGCUCUGGAACCCAAGGAGGCGCAUGAGCUUGAUGUCCAGACAGCCAUCGGCGGCAUAGCCGUGCUGCGCUGCUUCGCCACCGGCAAUCCAGCCCCGAAUAUCACCUGGUCGCUCAAGAACUUGGUGAUCAACACGAACAAGGGACGAUAUGUGCUGACCGCCAACGGUGAUCUGACCAUUGUCCAGGUGCGCCAAACAGACGAUGGCACCUACGUCUGCGUGGCCAGCAAUGGUCUGGGAGAACCCGUGCGUCGUGAGGUCGCCCUCCAGGUUACAGAACCCGUAAGUCAGCCAGCUUACAUCUACGGAGACAAGAACGUUACUCAGAUCGUGGAGUUGAACCGUCCGGCAGUGAUCCGCUGCCCGGCCGGUGGCUUCCCAGAGCCGCAUGUCAGCUGGUGGCGCAACGGACAGAUGUUUGGCCUGAAGAACAACCUGAUGGCCCGCGACUACUCGCUGGUCUUCAACUCGAUCCAGUUGUCGGAUCUUGGCCUCUACACCUGCGAGGUGUACAAUCAGAGGCGUCCGGUCUCGCUGCGCGUUACUCUGAAGGCGGUGGGUCCUGUCCGGCCUCUGAGUCCCGAGGAGGAGCAAUACAUGCAGUAUGUGCUCAAUCCGGCCACCCGUCCGGUGACCCAGCGACCCAGCUAUCCCUAUCGACCCACCCGACCGGCCUAUGUGCCAGAGCCCACAGUUAAUGUUCAUGCCGUGUUGGCUCUGGAGCCGAAGAACAGCUACACCCCAGGCUCCACCAUUGUCAUGAGCUGCUCCGUGCAGGGCUAUCCAGAACCGAAUGUCACAUGGAUCAAGGACGACGUGCCUCUGUACAACAACGAGCGUGUUCAAAUUACAUACCAACCACAUCGCCUGGUGCUGAGUGAUGUCACAUCCGCGGAUUCCGGAAAGUACACUUGCCGGGCCAGCAAUGCGUACACCUACGCCAAUGGAGAGGCCAAUGUGUCCAUUCAAUCUGUUGUACCAGUGUCGCCCGAGUGCGUUGACAAUCCGUACUUCGCUAACUGCAAGCUUAUCGUCAAGGGCAGAUACUGUUCCAAUCCGUACUACACCCAGUUCUGCUGCCGAUCCUGCACGUUGGCGGGCCAGGUGGCCUCGCCUCCUCUGCAUCCCAAUGCGGUGUAAUUCCACGGAGCGAGAUAGAGCAGAGUAAUUUUGUUUAGUUUUCGGAUUGAAUUGAGUUUAAACGCACCACACAAGAAUAAUUGGAUCGACAUUCGCGGACAUCCCAUCAUCCAAAAGCAGAGAGACCAAAAAGCCAAUCGUUGCUUAGCCAUAGCCACCAUAUAUAUACCUACAUAUAUAUAGCCUACCGAUCAAGAACGAACGAACUUCUAUUGUAGUAUUUUACUCUCUUCCAGGACAAAAGCAAAUAGUAUUAGUGAUUUUAUGUUUGUGUUCCUAUUUAUUCUUGAUAACGAGUAACCUUAAAUUCAAUCGAGGAAAGAAAAGCGGCUAAAACGAAUUUGCCUUCUACUUUUUAGUUUCUACGACAUUUCUGUGCAACGAGUAAAGCAUUUAAGCCUAAAAACCAAUAAUUGUAAAUAAAUUAAAACUACAUAAUAAAGAGUGCAUAUGUAUAAAAGAUU
Molecule: messenger RNA, 9544 nt
Organism: Drosophila melanogaster (fruit fly)
Lineage: Eukaryota; Metazoa; Arthropoda; Insecta; Diptera; Drosophilidae
Gene: Ppn
Product: papilin
Exons: 18
Coding region: 384-9080 (2898 amino acids)
Biological process (GO): extracellular matrix organization
Cellular component (GO): basement membrane; extracellular region
Molecular function (GO): peptidase inhibitor activity; serine-type endopeptidase inhibitor activity
Source: RefSeq, marked reviewed